AUGAUUAAAUAUCUUAGAAAAAUUAAUAUAAGUUUAAUAGAAAAUUUAGUUAAUGAUACAGUAAAAACAAUUAUUUAUAAAAUUGAAAAUGAUCAAUAUGAUUAUGAAGAUAAUAUUGAUAGAAAAUUUAAUAAAAUAAAUGAAACAUUAGCUAUAAUUAUUGAACAUAGUUUUGAUCUUAAUGAACUGCGUUAUUUAUUAAAUGGUACAAUACGCGAUAAACUUACUGAAGAUUAUCAACGUUCAACAUUAAAAACAGCUAUGCAAUGUUUAACAGGUGCAGUUGGUGCUAAUAAUGUAUCAGCUGAUUUUUAACAUUUACAACAUGCAUGGCUUUCUUCACCAGGUUUUGCAUUUUAUGGUAUUCAACGUGAAUUACUUAUUGCAUCACUUGGUAUUGCAUUAUUAGUACUUUUUCUUACAUCAGAAUAUUCAUUUAUUGCAUUCUAUGAAUUAAUUACAAUUACUUUUGCUAUUGCUAUGAGUGUAGCAAUAUUUGCUGCAUUAGAAAGAGAAUUGGGCAUUAUUGAAACUAUUAUUAUAAUUAUGUCUGUUAGUCUUCCAGUUGUUCAUUUUGGUGUUGAAAUUAAAACAUGUCGUUUAUUAUAUAAAGAACAUCAAAUUGAACGUGAAAUACGUGUAACUGAAUCUGUAUCAUGUGCUGGUUCAGCAGUAUUUAUGGCUGCAUUUACAACAUUUGCUGCAGAAUUCUCUAUGACACUUUCAUCACUUACUUCAUUUCGAUAA
Rotaria sp. Silwood2 is the source of this 747-nucleotide messenger RNA. NCBI's taxonomy places the organism in Eukaryota, Metazoa, Rotifera, Eurotatoria, Philodinida, Philodinidae. The record is from the annotation of a GenBank genome assembly.